Messenger RNA from Saccostrea cuccullata (small rock oyster), 429 nucleotides. RefSeq lists its product as uncharacterized. Gene Ontology annotation, biological process: larval heart development; cell adhesion involved in heart morphogenesis. The record is from RefSeq and is a predicted model, not a curated record. Gene Ontology annotation, cellular component: extracellular matrix. The transcript has a single exon. NCBI's taxonomy places the organism in Eukaryota, Metazoa, Mollusca, Bivalvia, Ostreida, Ostreidae. The coding region runs from base 1 to 429 and encodes 142 amino acids.
AUGGAAAAGAAAUGGUUCUAUGGGUCUAGGCCAGAAAAUCUGAAGGAUUAUGAUAUUACCCUCAAGGAAUUAUUCCCUAAAGUUCAACCAAACAAGGCUACCGGACCAGUUGCCAUACCAGCACGUUUUGUGAAGGAACUGGCAGAGGAGAUUACAUCGGCAUUGACUUUUUUCCAUAUGUCUCUUAAUGGUGGAAGUGUGCCAGAUGACUGGAAGAUGGCUCAUGUCGUCCCUAUUUUCAAGAAAGGCGACAAGAGUUCGGCGGCUAAAUACCGUCCUGUAUCACUAACGGCAAUUUGCUUCAAGAUCUUGGAACACAUUUUGCAUUCCAAUAUCUUGGACCAGUUUGAAAGGAAUUUUAUCCUAACACCAAUAAAGACGGAUUUCGUAGUAAGCGAUCAUUUGAGACUCAAAUUAAUUCCACAGUAA